This is a messenger RNA of Cannabis sativa, 2638 nucleotides long. Its product is annotated as putative pectinesterase/pectinesterase inhibitor 45. NCBI's taxonomy places the organism in Eukaryota, Viridiplantae, Streptophyta, Magnoliopsida, Rosales, Cannabaceae. The transcript has 3 exons. Gene Ontology annotation, biological process: cell wall modification. Gene Ontology annotation, molecular function: pectinesterase activity; pectinesterase inhibitor activity. Bases 576 to 2387 code for a protein of 603 amino acids. The record is from RefSeq and is a predicted model, not a curated record.
UGUAAUUUGACAUAAUUAUAAAGUUUGAAAAUUUGUUUAGUUAGGUAAUUACAGAGUAAUUAUGUAAGGUAGUCAUGUUAAAAUUUGCAACUUCUAACUCAAAGAUACACAAUUAAUACACAAUAGACAAAUAAUGGUAAUUUUGCAAACGAAUCAUUCAAAAAUAUAUUAUGUUAAUUGAUAACUAAAGAAAAUAUGGUAUUUCAGCAAAAAAAAAAAAAAUAUAUAAGGUAAAUAAAGUAAUUUACACCAAUUUAAAUGAGGCGGGAAAAAUAGUUGGUUUAGAGAUGACAAAAAAUACAUAUAAUAUAGCAACUAACUUUCAAAAAAUAGAAAAUCCUAAAAACCUUCCCAUCCACACCUCUUUUUAUCAAAAUAGGCCAAAAUUAACAAUAACGUACAAAGUAACAAAACUUCAUUGAUCAAAAAUAAGAAACCCUCUCUUUUCUUCCUUUCCUAUUUAUCCUACACCCUCCAUUUCUGUUGAAAGUGGCCUAAAAUCCUAAGGCAGAGAGAAACCACCCUUUCUCUGCCUUAGCAUUAUCUUUUGCUUGUUUGGUGGCUUUUCCAUCCAUAUGGCAUUUCAAGAUUUCGACGAAAUCACCGAACGGCGAAGAGCCGCCAGGGAACAAAGGUUCCGAAAAAGGGUCAUCACCGGUGUAGUUACCAGCUUCAUACUCUUGGCUAUAAUUGCAGCCGCAGCUGCAGCCUUUGUGGUCUACUCUCGAGCCGAGCAUGGUAGCUCCAACCGCGCCACGUCUAACUCUGCUUCCGGCUCCCCUAAAGAAAACAAGCCGGAGCCAACUGUGUCGGAAGCCGAACACAAAGUAGUGAAACUCAUUUGCAACGCCACUGACUAUAAGGAUAAAUGUGAGAAUGCUCUAAUUCAGGGGAUGAAGAAUUAUUCCACCACCUUGUCUCAUCAUCGAACCGAAGGUUAUCUCAAUACCGCGAUUUUGUCAGCGAAAAAUGAGCUUCGACAGGCUUUCAAUAAAACUAAAUCCUUCAAAUUCAAUAACCCAGAUGAGGAAAAGGCGUUUGAAGAUUGCAAAGUUCUUAUGGAUGAUGCCAUGGAAGAGCUUGAGGCUUCAAUGUCUACUGUUAAGGAAAAUGGUACAUUUACCAAUAAAACACCCCAGUUGAAGAGUUGGUUAAGCGCCGUUAUAUCUUACCAACAGACUUGCAUCGAUGGAUUCCCUGAAGGGAAGACCAAGACUGAUAUGAAAAAGCUUUUCGAGGCUUCUAAGGAGUUUACAAGCAAUUCUCUUGCCCUGAUUUCAGAGGUGACUUCGCUUCUAUCGACGUUUCAGGCUGUUGGAACAGCCCGUAAUCUUAAAGAAACAGAACAGAACUCGCUAGUUUCUUUGGACAAGGAUGGAUUUCCCAACUGGAUUGGUCACGAGGAUCGGAGGAUUUUGAAGGUGAAGGGUGAUAUGCCUACCCCAAAUGUGACUGUGUCGAAAAAUGGGACGGGAGACUUUAAAACCAUCAAUGACGCUUUGGCAGCCAUUCCUUCUAAAUACGAAGGAAGGUAUGUCAUAUAUGUUCAAGAAGGAAUUUACGAUGAGACAGUGAUUAUCACCAAGAAGAUGGUAAACGUUACAAUGUAUGGUGAUGGAUCACAAAAGAGCAUCAUCACUGGGAGAAAAAAUUUUGUAGAUGGAGUUAGGACAUUCCAAACAGCUACAUUUGUUGUUUUAGGAGAAGGUUUCAUGGGAAAAGCAAUGGGGUUCAGAAACACAGCAGGACCAGAAAAACAUCAGGCAGUGGCAGCUCGAGUCCAAGCCGACCGUGCCAUCUUCGCCAACUGUCGUUUCGAAGGGUACCAAGACACAUUAUACACACAAGCUCAUCGCCAAUUCUACAGGAGCUGCGUGGUUGCCGGCACAAUUGAUUUCAUCUUCGGGGACGCGGCGGUGGUCUUCCAGAACUGCAUGUUGGUCGUGCGUUUGCCUAUGGCUAACCAGAAGAACAUUGUCACUGCCCAAGGCAGAGUUGACAAGCAACAAACUACAGGAAUAGUCAUCCAUAACUGUCGCAUUAUGGCAGACAAGAAGCUUGAGCCAGAGAAAGCAAAGGUUAAAACUUACCUUGGGAGGCCAUGGAAGGAGUACUCUAGAACCGUUGUAAUGGAGUCUACCAUUGAAGAUUUGAUUCAUCCAGAUGGGUGGUUGCCGUGGGAAGGUGAAUUUGCUCUCAAAACUCUGUAUUAUGCAGAGUAUAACAACAAAGGGCCUGGGGCAAAGGUUACUAACAGAGUCAAUUGGGCUGGUUACAAUGUCAUUGAUAAGAUAGAGGCUCAAAAGUUUACAGUAGAGAAUUUCUUGCAAGGGAAUGAUUGGCUCAAUAUUAAAGGAAUCCCUGUUCGUUACACUCUUUACACUUAAAUUAAUAAUAAUUAAGCUUUCUAAUUUUUUUUUUUCAUUUUUCUUUUUCCUUUUUUUUAAUGGAUUUUGGUCAUAAUCCAUUCUUAUAAUGUCAGUUUUAGUGUGGGAUUUCUGUUCAUAUUUUAAGUUUUUGUUGAAAAUAGAUUUUGUUUCACUCAAUAUUGUCUUGUCCUACGCUUUAAAAAAAUUAUGUUAUACUAUCUCAAAAUUAAUUGAUAAUAAUAAAUGUUGUAAUUUUAUAUUCUUAAUAA